Molecule: messenger RNA, 517 nt
Organism: Anopheles maculipalpis
Lineage: Eukaryota; Metazoa; Arthropoda; Insecta; Diptera; Culicidae
Exons: 2
Coding region: 59-517 (152 amino acids)
Source: RefSeq, a predicted model, not a curated record
AUACCAUCUUAGCAACCCGUUGGCAACCGUUGUUUGAAUCGCAGGAGCGUUUGCGAACAUGGCGUUUGCUGGGAACAUUCAGACUUUUCGAAAAAACUGUCCCUCGCAGUGUUUUCCGUUCAAAAUCGGUACAAAACAAAGAUCCGAGUUUGGGGAGCAUGAUUUCUGUACCGAGUAUGACAACAAUUUUAUGCCGUUUAACAACUCUUCAAAACCAGUCCUGCGCCGUGAUCAGAUGCGAGAAGUUUACAAGGAAAAAAUAACCUUAACUUUAACGAAGAAUGCAAAUGAACAGUUGGAAACUCUACAUCGGCAGGAAGAGGAACGAAAACAGCUGAGAAAACGUAUGAAUUAUUACAUGGCAAAGGAUAACGAGCGCGAUCCUCAAUAUAGUCUACAACGUACGGAUGAUGUGGUCACAUUUUGGAGCUAUCGCAUCCGGCGGAACGCCAACCAUCGCCGAAAUAAUGAUUUUACCAAGCCACAUGACGAGAAACUGGACGUUCAGUUUGAAUAA